Aedes aegypti (yellow fever mosquito) is the source of this 1449-nucleotide messenger RNA. Its product is annotated as activating signal cointegrator 1 complex subunit 2 homolog. Lineage: Eukaryota; Metazoa; Arthropoda; Insecta; Diptera; Culicidae. Gene Ontology annotation, molecular function: chitin binding. The transcript has 2 exons. Gene Ontology annotation, cellular component: extracellular region. The coding region runs from base 101 to 1126 and encodes 341 amino acids. The record is from RefSeq and is a predicted model, not a curated record.
ACUGGUUCUCGUUGCGGAUGUUGCUGGUGGUAUAAAUUAUUGAUUAUUUUCGCCAAUAAAAUCAGUUUGAAUGCAGACUUCAAACGUCUGAACAGUGAUCAUGAAUGUUUUUAUAGUGAUCUUGGCGAUUUCUGUGCUUGGAGCGACAGCUGCGCCCCAGUUCCAUAGUGAAAUUCAACAACAAUGGCAAGACUGGCGUCAUCAGGAGUUGGUGCCACAACAAAUCAAGCAGAAUCAACAUUUGGUUCCGCCAUCCAACCUGAAUGGAUUCGAAGCAUCUUCUCAAUUCCAACAACAGCCGCAAUGGCAAGAACAGGUUUUACCUCAACUUCAACGAGCACCUGUAUCACAAUGGCAAAAUCAUCUACCUCAAAAACCCCAGAAUAUGAUCCCUCAUGUGAACAAUGUUCCGGAAAGUUACUCUAAUGAUGUCCAACGACAAACUUGGGGACAGUUAGAACCUCCAAAGCAAAAACCUCAGCAACAACCGCCACCUCAGAAGCCUCAAUAUAUGAGACCAUACGAAAGUGAAUUACCAGAAUCUAAUCCAGAAUUUCAACACGUUCCGGAAAGACAUUCUAAUGAUAUCCAGCGACAAACUUGGGGACAGCUAGAACCUCCGAAGCAAAAGCCGCAACAGCAACCGCCACCUCAGAAGCCUCAAUAUGUGAGCCCCUACGAAAGUGAAUUACCCGACUCAAAUUCAGAAUUUCAACAAAAGUGGGGACAGUGGCUCCAACAACAGCAAACACAGCGAGAACGAGAACCAGAAAUGCAAGCACCACCCCAAAAUGUUCAACAACAAAUCCAGAACAAACCACAGCCACAACGGCAGAAACCGAAACCGCAAAAUCCUCAAUUCAUUAAACCGAUAGAUGUGGAAGAUUUCGGCGACCAAGAUUACUCAGACCAGCCCAAAUUUCAUACUGACGUUCGCUGUCCGAGAAUCGACAAUGCUAAAAAGCCAGUUCAUUUGCCGGUACCCGGCAAUUGUUCCAAGUUCAUUAAAUGUUUCGAAGGACUUGCCUACGAACAAAACUGUCCCGCAGGGCUGGAGUUUGGAGUUAGCGUGAACCGUUGCGAUUAUCCUGCGAAGGCCAAGUGUAGCAUUAAUAAUGGAUGGUAAAAUGUACGAUGCUGUAAAAAAUCGCAUUACUUAAUAGGGAAGAUUCAAAUUUGACGUCCAUCGUUUUUCGAGAUUUCCUAGACCCCUCCUCCCACCUUUGUCACGCUUUUUUCCAAUACCAAAUACUCUCACAGAACACUUCUCCCGCUUCCAAAUGAUGGACGUCAGUUUUGGUAUAAUAAAAAAAAUCUACGAAAUAUCAGUCUUCAAUUCAAUUGAAUUCAACUUUACACAAAAAAAUCUGUCGUAGUUAAAUUGAUCAGUCAAUCGAACACAUCAGAGGAAUAAAAGAUUUGAAGUAGCAUUAUGCAUAACUUCACAAA